GGGCGGCGCUGUCUGAGCUCGCGCUGUUACUGACCAUCUCACAUCGCCCAUCUUUAAAACGGUCCCGUUAACCGUAAGAGCCGCGUCCCCGACCGUCCCGUACUGAUGUAACGCGUUAUAACGGCUUAACUCUCGGGUGAGAAAAUCAACAGAGUGAAGACUGAAAAGAAAAGAUGAUUGAAACAAUUGACACACAGCGCUGUCUGCAGGCAGUGGAACGACUACAGGCUCGUCUGAAGGAGAGAGGAGGCGACGUGCCCUCUGAGGAGAAACUGAACCUGCUCAAAUCCGUCCUGCAAAGCCCUCUGUUCCACCAGAUCCUCGCUCUCCAGAAAUCCGGACAGCAUCUAAAGGAACAGCCUUUGUGUGUAAACUCAGAUCAUAAUGGAGGAUAUGUUGACUCAGCUCAGAUUAAUGGACAAACCUCAUCAGAGGAGCACGAGCUCAUCAUUCGCACCAUGGCUCAGGGUCGUUACGUAACUCAUGUUGACUUGGUGAAGCCGGUAUCAGGAGGCCUGGGCUUUAGCGUGGUAGGACUGCGAAAUGAGAACCAAGGAGAACUUGGCAUUUUCGUACAGGAAAUCCAGACGGGGAGCGUUGCAUACUGUGAUGGGAAGCUAAAGGAAGGAGAUCAGAUCCUGGCGAUAAAUGGACAGCCACUGGACCAGAACAUCAGCCAUCAGCAGGCAAUUGCGCUGCUGCAAAGCGCAUCUGAGCAUGUACAGAUUACGGUUGCCAGAGGGGCAAUACCUCAGCUUUCCAGCCCAGUGGUGUCCAGAACACCCAGUGCUGCUAGUACACUGUCUGCACAUUCAAGUGGGACUCACUGGACACAGGUGGAGGCCAUAGAGCUAGUCAAUGAUGGCACCGGUUUGGGUUUCGGCAUCGUCGGGGGUAAAACUACUGGUGUCAUUGUCAAGACUAUUCUACCUGGUGGGAUUGCUGAUAAGGAUGGUCGCUUGCGCAGUGGUGAUCACAUCCUGCGUAUCGGGGACACUGACCUGCACGGUUUGGGCAGUGAGCAGGUUGCUCAGGUGCUGCGGCAGUGUGGCAACCGAAUCAAACUGCUCAUCACCAGAGCAACAGUGGACAACGCUUCCCCUGUGCCAGUAGCCCUGCCAACUGUUACUGAGCAACAGGACAUUGAAGAAGCGGAGAAGGAUGCAUUCGAUGUAAGUCUGACAAAGAACACUCAGGGUCUCGGCAUCACCAUCGCAGGAUAUGUUGGAGACAAGAACUCUGAGGCCUCUGGGAUAUUUGUGAAGAGCAUCACUGCAGGAAGUACCGUGGAGCAGGAUGGCCGCAUCCACGUCGGAGAUCAGAUCAUAGCUGUGGACGGUGUGAACAUACAGAGCUACACCAAUCAGCAGGCAGUGGAGCUCUUACGCCACACCGGUCAAACUGUCCAUCUCAGACUUGUUCGCCAUGGCUUUAGACCAGAAGACACUCUCCUGCCAAUCAUGCCCGCGACCAUCGAGGCUAAACCAAGACAGGAGUGUGACAGCAUGCAUGACACUACGGAACUCAUCGCCGCCGCUGCCGCUAUCUCUCCGUGCACCUCUGAACAAAAGAAAGGCAUCAAGCUGAAUGAUGAUGAGGAAGAGGAGCUUAUGAAGAAAUGGCAAAACGCUCUCAGUCCUAGCAACGAAGUUAUUGUGGUACAGGUAGAGAAAUUUAGUGAGAACAGUGGACUGGGAAUCAGUUUAGAAGCAAGUUCUGGUCACCACUACAUAUGCUCGGUUUUACCCGAGGGACCUGUAGGACGUUCUGGAAAGCUCUACAGCGGAGACGAACUUCUCGAGGUGAAUGGGAUACCUCUUAGAGGUAAGACACAUAAGGAAGUAGUGAGCAUUUUGAAGGAGCUGCCCGUGUGUGUGCACCUGGCCUGCUGUAGGCCCGCCCCUUUGCCGUUGACUGACCUACCGCGGAUUGAAGACGUGGCUCCACAGUCGACAGAAAAGGACUUUGACGAUGCUGAAGACUUCCUCCUGCCUGGAGAAUCAGAGACGAGCCUAAGAGAUCUCGUGCCAGAAGAGACUGCGGGAACUUCAUUGGCAAUGUGGGAGUCAGAGAUCCAGGACAUUGAACUAGAGAAAGGAGAACGUGGACUGGGUUUUAGCAUCCUAGACUACCAGGAUCCUACGGACCCAGCUAAGACAGUGAUCGUGAUCCGAUCUCUGGUGCCUGAAGGUGUGGCUGAACUCGACGGACGUUUGUUGCCUGGAGACCGACUGAUGUAUGUCAACAGCAUGAACCUCGAGAGUGCCAGUCUGGAGGAGGCAGUUCAGGCGCUGAAGGGGGCCAGCUUAGGCACCGUCCACAUUGGAGUAGCCAAACCACUGCCUACUCCCUCCUCUAUCUUCUCGGCUCUGUCGCGGAUGGAGGGAGAUGAGGAUGAGGAGGAGGAGGAGGAAGAAGUCUUAUUCCGCGCUGAGCCUGUACUGAUUGACACUAGCGAUGUGGACUUGUCAGACGAGAAGUUCGAUCAUCAUUACGGCAGCGAGGAAGACGACACGUUUCAGGCGUCCAUGAUCGCUCUACACGGAAGCACCUGCAGUGCAGACCUCACCUAUCAGAUGUCCAUGCAAGGCUCCACCCCUCAGAGAAACACUCACCUGGAUUCGUUCAUGGAGUAUCCUUUCAUGACGUCAUCUGAGCCAUUUUCUCCUGAGGACAAGGGAACAUCUGUAAGGCUUGAAGCUGGGACAGUAAGCCACUCCAAUCUGGUUAUGGAACAUGAUUUAAAGACAAUGGACUCCAUGGACCCAAUGAUGUCAAAAGCUGGGAUUUUUAGCGCAAACCCUGCUUCCAUUUGUAAAGAAGAGACGCUUGCAAUGCCAUUAUACAGAGAAAUGGGACCGAUCGUGCCAGAGAUGCAUGAAGUUGGUUAUGUUGGUGCUUCUCAGGAGGAGGAAGAUGAUUUCCCAAUGGAUAAAACUCAAGAAGAAGAAACCGAUCAACAAGAAAUGACCCCAGGGAGCAAUUUUGAGAGGACCAUCACUGUUGUCAAGGGCAACUCAAGUUUAGGAAUGACAGUGAGUGCAGUGAAGGACGGUGUGGGUAUGCUGAUCCGCAGUAUCAUUCAUGGCGGGGCUAUAAGCAGAGAUGGACGCUUAGGUGUUGGAGAUCUCAUUCUCGCCAUCAACGGCGAAGCAACCGGGAACCUGACCAAUGCACAGGCACGAGCCAUGCUGCGCAGACACUCACUCAUUGGAUCUGACAUGGGAUCCUCAAUUGCUCCGGAUGAGGAGCUCUGCCCCUUUUAUAUCAUUACCUAUGUCCCAGCUGAGUAUUUAGAGGAAUACAAGGCUCUUAAGCAGGCUACAAAUGAUGCCUUUGCCAUGGAUGCAUUAAACACACCAAGGUCUGUAGCAGAGCUUCCUGAGAGGGAGGAUGGUGAAGGAGAGGAAAGCGAACUACAGACAGCAAACUUCAGCAACUGGAACCAACCUAGGAAGGUGGAGCUCUACAGAGAGGCAGGAAAAUCUCUCGGUAUCAGCAUUGUUGGUGGGCGAGGCAUGGGUAGUCGUCUGAACAAUGGCGAAGUGAUGAGGGGAAUCUUCAUCAAGCACAUCCUUGAAGACAGCCCUGCAGGACACAACGGAACUCUGAAAACCGGAGACAGAAUUGUGCAGGUGGAUGGUGUAGAUCUGCGAGACGCCAGUCAUGAGCAAGCUGUAGACGCCAUACGUAAAGCCGGCAACCCCGUCGUGUUCCUGGUACAGAGCAUUAUCACCCGACCCAGGAAGCCACCUGUUCCCUUUCUGCAGCUAAACAGCAGCUCUAAUGCACCAGGCCGCUUUAUAAACUCCCUACCGCAGACAUCGGCAGCAGACUCCGUCGAGGGCAAAACAGCGCGAGUCUCAACCCCCAACAACAAGGAUGUUGAGAGUCACAGUAGGCUUUUCCUCCGUCUCUCCCCAACUAACCCUUUCACCCCUACUCCAUUUAAGCUGAAUCGAGAGCCAGGGAAAAUUUCCCCUACAAUGCCGUUCCUCUCGGUGCCACGCAUAGGCGAGACGGACACGGACUCACUGACUGAUAUCCCCGGUCAUCUCACGCUUCCCUGUGACACGGUGGAAGAAGAGGAAGACGAGUUUGGCUACACUUGGAAAAAGGUGGUCGAACGUUAUGGGAGUCUGCCCGGUGUGUUGCAUAUGAUCGAGCUGGAGAAGGGAAGAAGUGGUUUAGGCCUGAGUCUGGCAGGGAACAGGGAUCGUUCAAGAAUGAGUGUCUUCGUAGUAGGCAUCGAUCCUAACGGAGCAGCCGGGAGAGAUGGACGCAUCAUUGUAGGAGAUGAACUGCUGGAGAUCAAUGGUCAGAUUCUGUAUGGUCGCUCCCAUCAGAACGCCUCAUCUAUCAUCAAGAGUGCACCAUCUAAAGUAAAAAUCAUCUACAUUAGAAACACAGAUUCUCUCGCUCAGAUGGCUGUCAUCCCAAUGAAGGAAUUCGGAGACGUUCUGGAUACACAACCAGAGGGUAUAUUCUUACCAGAGGAAGAGGGAGGACUGGCGUUUAGUGAGGAGGACAAGAACGGCAAGAGCCUUCAGGAUGUUAAAGAUGAUGGAGCAGCAGAGAUGAAAGUACAGGAGGGUAAUACACAACCAGGAGACAGACUGAUGGUGGUAGAAACGGCACAUGGCCUCUCUGUGGAGAAGGUGACAUUACUACUGAGCAAAGCAAAGAACUCAAGCAAGCCCACUCUCUGUACAGAUAGCCACGGUCCAAUAUCAACCUCAUCCAACCAGAUACGGAGAUUAUCAGACCCAGUUGUGAUCUCCAGUAUGCCUCUGUCCUUGACACCCCCUGAAAUGGAAUCUGUCAAGAGUUCCAGCAGAUCAUCAACCCCCGCGACCCUGACCUCUGACCCUGUGACCUGCCCCAUAAUCCCUGGUUGCGAGACUACCAUUGACAUCUCCAAAGGAAGAACAGGACUCGGCCUCAGCAUCGUGGGUGGCUGUGACACACUGCUGGGCGCUAUAAUAAUUCAUGAGGUGUAUGAAGAAGGUGCUGCUGCUAAAGAUGGAAGACUCUGGGCAGGAGAUCAGAUUCUUGAGGUGAACGGUAUUGACCUACACACAGCAUCCCACGACGAAGCGAUAAACGUGUUGAGGCAGACUCCACAGCGAGUGCGUCUGACUGUGUUCCGCGAUGAAGCACAGUAUAAGGAGGAGGAGCUGUGGGAUGUGCUGUCAGUGGAGCUGCAGAAGAAACCAGGCCAAAGCCUCGGGCUCAGUAUCGUCGGAAGGAGGAAUGAUACCGGUGUGUUUGUGUCCGACAUUGUGAAGGGAGGCAUCGUGGAGAGUGACGGCCGGCUGAUGCAGGGAGAUCAGAUUUUGUCUGUUAACGGUGAGGAUGUUCGAUCAGCAACACAGGAGUCUGUUGCCGCCUUGCUAAAGUGUUGCAUUGGUCCAAUCAAAUUAGAGGUGGGUCGCUUCAAGGCAGGGCCGUUCCACUCAGAGAGACGCCUGUCUCAGGGCAGUCAGUUAAGCGAUGGUGGAAGCUGUAAAGCCAGCCAGCUGUCUUUCACUGGAUCUGGCAGAUCACAAGAAGACUUUGAGAACAUCUGCAGAAGUCAGGAAUCACUGGACCAUGACCUCCGAACUGUGGAGCUCUCCAAGAGUCCAUCUGAGUCCCUGGGAAUAAGUAUAGCAGGUGGAGUGGGCAGUCCUCUGGGCGACGUGCCCAUCUUCAUUGCCAUGAUGAACCCCGCUGGUUUGGCUGCACAGACACAGAAACUCAGAGUUGGCGACAGAAUCCUUUCAAUCUGUGACAUAUCUACAGAAGGCAUGGCCCACAGCCAAGCUGUAUCACUGUUAAAAAACACCACAGGAACCAUAAGCCUACAGGUUAUUGGAGGUGACACUACAGUAACAGGUCCUGCCCUGGAUCAAACAUCUGGACUCACCAGCAGCAGCAUCUUCCACGAUGACCUGGGUCCUCCUCAGUGUAAGACUAUUAGUCUGGAGAGAGGGCCAGACGGAUUGGGCUUCAGCAUAGUGGGAGGAUUCGGCAGUCCCCAUGGCGACCUGCCCAUCUAUGUCAAAACAGUGUUUGGGAAGGGUGCAGCUGCAGAAGAUGGGCGUCUAAAGCGUGGAGAUCAGAUAGUUGCCGUCAACGGUCAGAGUUUAGAAGGAGUCACCCAUGAGGAGGCUGUUGGUAUUUUAAAAAAAACCAAAGGGACCAUCACACUUACCAUACUCUCAUAGGACACUGAAUUAUACACUGGCUUUAGUUACACACUGUGACCUUUUAACACUAAAUACUGUAAAGAUCCAGUACAAAAUCCUAUUUUUUAUUACGAUCAUCCGUCAUUAUUUAUUCUUUUACUAACACAACAGAUGCUGUUUCAGAUUCUUAACUUUCACAUUGUUGGAAAAUGACCAUGUAGCAUGUUUUAGCCUGAUGUUUUUAAUAUGUUUAGCCUCAUGCAUCAAUAGGUAGUGGGAGUUCUGAACAAAUGAAUGAGCAGUUAAUCGUAGUAUAUAGAAAACAGCCUUUGAGUAGUCCGUUUCUAUCUUGGCAGCUUUGCCUGAUCUAAAACUAGUUUUUAUGAUGAUGAUCACUGCUUUUAUUUUUGAAAAACGCUUCAGGUAAGAGUUUUAGUCCCAGACUGCAAAAAUAAUAAUAAUAAUAAUAAAUAAACGCCUAGACUACAUGCAUACGGCUGGUAUUAGUCGAUCAGGCCUUUACACUGUGUAUUCUUUAUGAAAUUGAGACUGUGAGGAACUUAACCAGCACCCAAAAGGGUUUGAAAACUUGGUCUAUUCACACUGCGUCUUUAUAUAGCGCAAUUUGCAGUGGGUUUAGACUGGAUUUUUUUUUAAAAGGAAGGUAUUGGUGUAUUAUGUAUCUACAUUAUCUAUACUAUAAUUUUACUGAUUUAGAGAGUUCACACACAAGCAAUAAGCAUUUCUAAAACCAAUACUGUGUUUUUUUUUUUUUUUCUUCUGAAGAGAAAUUAAUAAAAAGUGACAUCCAAUCACA
This is a messenger RNA of Hemibagrus wyckioides, 6987 nucleotides long. RefSeq names its product multiple PDZ domain protein. The record is from RefSeq and is a predicted model, not a curated record. Bases 174 to 6209 code for a protein of 2011 amino acids. Gene Ontology annotation, molecular function: protein binding. The transcript has 50 exons. NCBI's taxonomy places the organism in Eukaryota, Metazoa, Chordata, Actinopteri, Siluriformes, Bagridae.